GGCUUCUGAGAAGCGGUGAUGCAAGGAGUUUCUAGGAAAGCGCCGAGGCCAGGUCUGAAAGCAACUUUUGGACUGUGAAUCGAAGCACGAGGACAGACACAAGAUGGCGUCUCCGGCAGACAGUUGCAUCCAGUUCACACGGCAUGCGAGUGAUGUCCUCCUCAAUCUCAACCGCCUGAGGAGCAGGGAUAUCCUGACGGAUGUGGUGAUCGUGGUCAACCGGGAGCAGUUCCGAGCCCACAAAACAGUUCUGAUGGCCUGCAGUGGCCUUUUCUACAGCAUCUUCACAGACCAGCUGAAGUGCAAUUUGAACAUCAUCAACUUGGAUCCUGAGGUCAACCCCGAAGGAUUUGGCAUCCUUCUUGAGUUCAUGUACACCUCCCGCCUCAACUUGAGGGAGAGCAACAUCGUGGCCGUCAUGACCACCGCCCUCUACCUGCAGAUGGAACACGUCGUGGAUACGUGCCGCAGGCUUCUCAGCUCCAGCGAGGCAGAGAUGAUGUCUGCUGUGAAGACUCCCCGGGAUGAAUUCUUGGCCAAUCGGAUGCUGAGUCAUCCCGAGAUGAUGGCAUACAGGACCAGGGACAUGUCGGAGAACGGCAUGCCCCUUCGGAAUGGGCCGAUUUGCGACGGGCGUGCCUUUGCCACUAACUUGUACAGCAGCCUGUCCGGCUCCCCCCUCUCCUACACUGGAUACAGCCCCAUGACUGUCAAUGGCUACCUUUUCUCCGAUGAAGAACUGCGAGAGUCAAGAAUGCCCUUGUUGGACGCUUCCCGGGCCAACCUUUUCCCACGGGAACGGGCGCUGCCUUGCAACACUUCCCGGGCGGGUGCUCCUGAUUACACCCGAGCCGUCACCGAUGUCUCCCCCAACACGUGCCGUGCUGCCGUCUACUCGCCGAAAGAAGCCGCCGCUGAAGACGUCAAGGGUGACCCGCGCUACAGUCCGGGUCCCAAGCCGGCGACCCCGCUGGCGCGGAACAACCCCUACUUCGUUUGCGACAAGGUGAGCAAGGAAGAAGACAAGUCCUCCGCGGAAGAAGAAAUGGGCCAGCACUUCGAGCCGACCAAUGCCCUGAUGAACCGCAAGGUGCUCACCAGCCCUCAGAGCCCCCAGAAGUCGGACUGCCAGCCCAACUCGCCGACCGAGUCCAGCAGCAGCAAGAAUGCCCGCAUCGGCCAGGGCGCCGGCUCCUCAUCGGCCAAGAGCCCCUCCGACCCCAAGGCCUGCAACUGGAAGAAGUACAAGUUCAUUGUUCUCAACUCUCUCAACCAGAACGCCAAGCAGGACGGCCCCGACCAGAACGAGGCGGGGAACCUUUCGCCGCACUCUUACGCGCCCUCCCUGGCUUGCCAACAGUCCAUGGAGCCGGAGAACUUAGACGUGCAGUCUCCCACCAAAAUGAGCAUUAACGGAGAAGACUCGACGAUUCCCCAAGCAAGCAGGCUGAACAGCAUCGUGAACAGGUCGUUAGACGGCUCCCCGCAGAGCAUGGAGGGGCAGUCGCCCUUAUACCUCCACUCGUCCAAAUGCAGUUCCUGCGGCUCGCAGUCUCCCCAGCAUUCAGAGAUGUGCCUUCAUACCCCCGGCUCGAACUUUGGAGAAGAGAUGGGGGAAACGCAGUCCGAAUACUCAGAUUCGAGUUGUGAAAACGGAACCUUUUUCUGCAACGAGUGUCACUGCCGGUUUUCCGAAGAGGCUUCUCUCAAGAGACACUCCCUCCAAAUGCACAGCGACAAGCCCUACAAGUGUGACCGCUGCCAGGCCUCCUUCCGCUACAAGGGGAACCUAGCCAGCCAUAAAACCGUCCACACAGGUGAGAAGCCCUAUCGCUGCGGGAUUUGCGGGGCUCAGUUCAACCGGCCUGCCAACCUGAAGACUCACACGCGGAUCCACUCUGGAGAGAAGCCGUACAAAUGCGAGACCUGUGGGGCAAGAUUCGUCCAGGUAGCACACCUCCGCGCUCAUGUGCUGAUCCACACCGGUGAGAAGCCCUAUCCAUGCGAGAUCUGCGGCACACGCUUCAGGCACCUCCAGACGCUCAAGAGCCACCUUCGGAUCCAUACCGGAGAGAAGCCGUACCAUUGUGAAAAGUGUAACCUGCACUUCCGCCACAAAAGUCAACUCCGCCUCCACCUUCGCCAGAAGCACGGGGCCAUCACGAACACGAAAGUGCAGUACCGGGUCUCGACUGCGGAGGUCCCCCCAGAGCUCCCAAAGGCUUGCUGAAGACGGACCC
Messenger RNA from Euleptes europaea (tarantolino), 2240 nucleotides. RefSeq names its product BCL6 transcription repressor (gene BCL6). The coding region runs from base 104 to 2230 and encodes 708 amino acids. The record is from RefSeq and is a predicted model, not a curated record. NCBI's taxonomy places the organism in Eukaryota, Metazoa, Chordata, Lepidosauria, Squamata, Sphaerodactylidae. Gene Ontology annotation, biological process: regulation of transcription by RNA polymerase II. Gene Ontology annotation, molecular function: protein binding; DNA-binding transcription factor activity, RNA polymerase II-specific; RNA polymerase II cis-regulatory region sequence-specific DNA binding. Gene Ontology annotation, cellular component: nucleus. The transcript is spliced from 10 exons.